Molecule: messenger RNA, 1401 nt
Organism: Drosophila eugracilis
Lineage: Eukaryota; Metazoa; Arthropoda; Insecta; Diptera; Drosophilidae
Exons: 2
Coding region: 1-1146 (381 amino acids)
Source: RefSeq, a predicted model, not a curated record
AUGUUCCUUCUCGCGGCCUUUUGCCUGGCCCUGACGGCGAUGGGUGGUCAGGCCAGGCCGCUGGAGCCCACGGCCCAGCACAUCGUGAUCGUGACGCCGCAGGCUCAGGUUCACCUGGAGCCAGCUCUUCGCUAUGUCCAUGGCCUAUCGCCUUUGGCCCGUGUGGCCUCGCCGCAUCACCAUGAGGAGACCAUCGUGUAUGUCCCGGCCGGAACUGCUGCCCAGGUGGUGCCAGUAGUGGAUACCGUGGGAUCCGGUCGUGCUGGAGGUGCGCCGGAGACCAAGCAGUGGGAGAAUACAGGCGAGAUUGCCAACCAGAUCCAGCAGGUUUCCCAACAGGGCGUCGAGAUCGUGAGCGGACAGUUGAGCGAGGCGGCAGCAUCAGCAGCCUCCGCCGGAGCGGGCUUCUUCCCUUCACUGUUCCCACCAAGUGGCUCCAAGAAGGAGGAGCAACUGUUACAGGGUUUGAAGACCGAGAAGAUUGAGCUGAUCGAAACGCCAGCCAACACCCAGCCAUUGAUUGCCACCGAGGCUCGCCAUUUCUAUAGCAUUCCCCAGGUCUACCAUACUCCAGUGGUUGAUGUGGUCCAUGGUCCCGUCUAUACCUGGCCUAUUUCUGCUAUCCGGGCCCGUAGCAUCCAGCAAGAACCGGAACCGGAGCUGACGGCUUCCGAACCUAGUCUAAAGCAAGCCUUAAAGGCUGAGCCGCAAGCGGAGAUUCAGCCAGAACCACAAGCCCUGCUGAAGGAACAGCCCUUAUUGAAGGAGCAACCGCAACCUCUGCUGAAGGAACAGCCCUUGGAACAACCUGCUCAGGAACAGAAGCCUCUCAUUCCAGAAGCUAGCGAGCAGAAGUCCGAGUUCGCCGGGCGCCUCCUGGAGAGCAAUGCCAUCAAGCAGGAGCUAAAAGGUGCUGAGAUCGCAAAGGAGCCACUGAAAGAAGAAGCAGCCAAAAUUCAGCAGGAGGAGCUUAUUAAGACCAUUCAGGCUGAGCCGUUGGCCGAAACUAUCCAGGCUGAGCCCCUGACCAAGACUCUUCCCGUUGCGGCCAUCCAGGCCGAGCAGCCGAAGCAGCAGGAGAUCCAGCAGAUCAUUCCUGCGCAGACAGCCGAGAUCAUCGCCGAUGCCAUUGUGCCGCAGGCUUAAAGCCGCGACCGGAACCAGAACUCAUCUCUGAAUCUCAAUCAUCCCUUGGGCAGCUUUGGUUCUUCGACUGAUUCUCAUCGCUGGCCCGUCACAAAUAUGACCGGGCCAUGGGGUUUCCCCUCAUCCAUAACCACCCACCAAUCGUACAUUUAAUUACUAACACAGAACGCACACGCAUCAUCCGCAAACAUUUUCCAUUUUCCAGACAUUAAUUAACAGAAGCGAAACGAGCAAGAGACAUUCAUUCAUAAUUAU